Molecule: messenger RNA, 1022 nt
Organism: Hypoxylon trugodes
Lineage: Eukaryota; Fungi; Ascomycota; Sordariomycetes; Xylariales; Hypoxylaceae
Product: BTB/POZ protein
Exons: 1
Coding region: 144-842 (232 amino acids)
Biological process (GO): protein homooligomerization
Molecular function (GO): protein binding
Source: RefSeq, a predicted model, not a curated record
ACGUCUGCGCUCAUACGCAGGCUAAAGAUUACGAGAUUCAGACCUAAUAUCGAAUUCGCAUGAAUGAAAAUUGAAAAGUCUUCCUUGAAAUUUGCUCGCUGUGUCGCCCUGCUUAAUAAUACUUUUUUUUGAAACCCAACGCUAUGGAUUACACGAGUGCGGGCAGUCCUGAGCCCCCGAAUCCGUUGAGAUUGGGUACCGUUACCCAAAAGAAAACUGACCGCGUCACCCUACAAGUUGGGGAGCGCCGAUUCACAACGCUCCGCGAUACUCUCGUCGGCGAAAGCGAGUAUUUCGCCGCCCGCCUUUCGGAUCGAUGGAGCGACUGCGAUGAAGAUGGUUCCUACUUCAUCGACUCGGACCCAACGCUCUUCAGUUACAUCCUGAGUUACCUACGCAGCGGAAGCCUUCCGGUAUUUUUCGACAGUGUCACACUGACUUGGGAUCACGCCAAGUACCUAACUCUGCUAAGCGAAGCUCGAUACUUUGGCAUUGAGAAACUAUGCGUUUGGAUCGACAAGCAACAAUACUUAGACGUUGUCACUCUCGAAAAGACAAUGGAGAUAAUCGAAAACGUCCAAAAGUCCGAGUCAGUGAAUCGUAUCCUGAAUCAUCCGUUCCAGGGAGAUAGACGGCUCGACAUUUCGACUACAUGGAGUUCUAGGCAGGCUUAUGUCUGUCCACGGGGCAUCCCUGUGCACUACGAUGAUCAAUCGAAAUGUGGUCGAGCUUGUGAAAAUGCGCGAGACGACAACGAUGGUAAAAUAGAUUACGAAGAGAUACCGGUCUUGAAGGCCGUCGUGACUACCACCAAUGUCAAAGUGAGGACUAUAAACCAUUGAGUGGUACACAAGGUUGAAUUUGACUGUCCUUCGGGUUGUUGAAUGGGAAUAGUUCAGGCUCUAAUCGAUCAACUCGAUACCCUAUUUACUUGCAGUAUACAGUAGGCAGAGCACUGUAAUUAAGCCUAAAGUGGCCUACUAGGCACGUGCGUAGCGCCCUUGUGUUGAUUCCAUGCUUCC